ACGAUUGUAAUAGCAUAGUUAAGGUGUUUGAAGUAGAUAAUUUUGAUUGCAAUAAAGCUCGAAGAGAAUUAGUCAAUGGUAUAAUUAAAGCAGAUAAUGUUGAUUGCAAUGAAGUUCAAA
This is a messenger RNA of Racocetra persica, 120 nucleotides long. Lineage: Eukaryota; Fungi; Glomeromycota; Glomeromycetes; Diversisporales; Gigasporaceae. The record is from the annotation of a GenBank genome assembly.